AUGCAAUUUCUCGACUCGUUCCGCGACAUCUCGGCUCGAAAUCUCGACCUCUUCAAGAGACAGACGCUGGCCGAGAUAUCAGGCUCGCUAGGCGAUCUGGGAACGUUUCUACCCAUUGCCAUCGCCUUGUCCGUAAAUGGCACUGUUUCGCUAUCCAGCACCCUGGUAUUCUCAGGUGUUGCCAAUAUCUUGACGGGUCUCUUCUUCGGCAUCCCGCUGCCCGUACAGCCCAUGAAGGCCAUCGCGGCUGUCGCCAUCGCCAACUCAUUCAGCAAUGGCGAGAUUGCCGCUGCCGGCAUCUUUGUGGCCGCCUGUAUUUUUGUUUUCAGUGCUACCGGCUUGCUGCGCUGGUUCGCCAAUGUGAUCCCAAUUCCUGUUGUGAAGGGGAUUCAAGUCGGGGCUGGUCUGUCCUUGAUUAUUGCUGCUGGUGGCAGUAUCUCCAAUCUCGGCUGGGUGACCCCUUCUUGGGCCGAUAAUCGUAUCUGGGCAAUCGUUGCUUUCGUAUUCUUGUUAUCGAUAAACUAUAUCCACCAAAUCCCCUAUGCACUGGUUGUGCUUGUGGUCGGCCUUGCGUUUGCCAUAGUCCGCGCAGCAAAGCUCAAUGACUUGCCCAACUUUAUCCCAUGGAUACCAGUCUUGUCUAUUCCCAUGGACAGCGAUUGGCGCGUGGGCAUUGUGAACGCUGGAAUCGGACAGCUGCCGCUCACCACGUUGAACUCCAUUGUUGCCGUAGUUCACCUAGCCAGUGAUUUAUUACCGGACGUCAAGACGCCAUCCAUCACCUCGGUAGGAUUAAGCGUUGCUGUCAUGAAUCUAGUGAGCUGCUGGUUCGGCGCAAUGCCAGUUUGCCACGGAUCCGGGGGGUUGGCAGCACAGUACCGCUUCGGAGCACGAUCGGGGUCUAGUGUUGUAUUUUUGGGGAUUUUGAAGUUACUCAUCGGAUUCUUUUUCGGAAAUACACUUGUUGGAUUGCUGAAGUCAUUUCCUUAUGCCUUCCUCGGCAUCAUGGUUAUAGCCGCGGGACUUGAGCUUGCCAGUGUAGGCGAGAGUCUCAAUACGACUGGAGCUCGCGACCUGAAGAAAAGUCACCAUACGAGCAUUUUGGGUGGUAAUGGCCAGGAAAUCGGGCCCGUAUUGAGCGAAGAUGAGCGGAAAAGACGGUAUACGGUGAUGAUGGUCACAAUUGGGUUUUUGGUAGGAUUCAAGAAUGAUGCCGUUGGAUUUCUUGCAGGAUUGCUGUGUCAUGGAAGCUUUCAGCUAUCAAGCUACAUACAGAAGCUGCAGGCAAGACGACAAGAAGGCCGGAUUCAGCUGACGGAAUGA
Molecule: messenger RNA, 1323 nt
Organism: Talaromyces atroroseus
Lineage: Eukaryota; Fungi; Ascomycota; Eurotiomycetes; Eurotiales; Trichocomaceae
Exons: 1
Coding region: 1-1323 (440 amino acids)
Biological process (GO): molybdate ion transport
Molecular function (GO): molybdate ion transmembrane transporter activity
Source: RefSeq, a predicted model, not a curated record